Messenger RNA from Petromyzon marinus (sea lamprey), 5156 nucleotides. RefSeq names its product alpha/beta hydrolase domain-containing protein 17B-like. Lineage: Eukaryota; Metazoa; Chordata; Hyperoartia; Petromyzontiformes; Petromyzontidae. The record is from RefSeq and is a predicted model, not a curated record. Gene Ontology annotation, biological process: protein depalmitoylation; regulation of postsynapse organization. Gene Ontology annotation, molecular function: palmitoyl-(protein) hydrolase activity. Gene Ontology annotation, cellular component: endosome membrane; plasma membrane.
CGCGGCGAGCCCCGUGCGCGCGCCGCACGCGGGGCGCCCCGGGGGCGUCUCUUGCUCGCGGAACCCGCGGGCGCCUUCAUCGCUCGUCGGCGCUCAUUGUGAAGGCGGAACCGCCAAAAGCCCUCUCGGAAGAGCCGCUCGCCCCUCUCGUCGGCUCGGCAGCUCGCAAACAAACACACACACACACGGUCAGAGAGGGCUCUAGGCCACGGUCUCGACAUCGUCACUGUAACACAACAGCGGUGGCGGCGGUGGCGGUGACGGCGGUGUGUGAGAAAUCUCCGAAGCAGAAGAAGAAAGAAGCUUUGGGCGCCUUCAAUGUCGUGGCGCGGUCCAGGCAGAGCGCCCGUAGCCGCCUCGUGCUAACGAGAGAGGGGGGAGGGGGGGCAGUCUCUACGCGGCGGCUCGAUUUUCAUCGGCUUAAUUCAGCAUUUCUUUAGAUUGUUCGUAUUCUUCUUCUUUGGUUUAUCACCAUUGUUGAGUAUUAGAGUGAUUCGUUGCAGCUCGUACUGAGGAGGACGGUGGGAAUUGCAGAGGGCCCCCCCCCCCACCGACGUCGGCGGCGGGGUGUGUGUGUGGGUUGUGUGUGGGGGGGGGUCCCCCCGUUGUUUGGCGCAGUCGCCCUGAGGAGGAGAAGGGAGCGAUGGCGCUGGUUGCGUCGGUGCUGCCGUGCGCCUGAGCCCGGGUCGCCGUGGUGUUCGUAGAGGGUGGGGGGGGGGCCUAUAAAGCCGGCUUUGUGUUGAGGUGGAGGGGGUGUGUGGGAGAGCGGUCGAGUCGGGGUGGUUUUUUUGGGGGGGGUUCGAGUCGGGAUUUGUAUCGCGUUAGAUCCGAGCUGGGUUAGAUCCGAGCUGGGUUAGAUCGGUGGGGGUCGGAUUUGGAGCGGGAUCGGAGCGCGUCAGAUUGGCGGUUUCGGUCCGAUUCUGUCGGAAGUUGCAUCGGGGUUUGGGUUGGAUUCGGAACGCAGAUCCGUUUGUCUCGAGCCCGGUUCGGGGUCACGCCUGCGUAGGGCCGCAUUGUGACAUCUCCAGGUUCAGGUCAGUGGGGGGCAGGGGUGGGGAGGUCCGUGUCGGUUCAAAUCGGUUCGAGUUGGAUCGGAAGUCGUCAGCUCGGGCAACGGCAGGGGCGAGGGGCCAUUCAGUCAUGAGCGCCGGCAUCUCCCUCAGCGAGUUGUGCUGCCUCUUCUGCUGCCCGCCAUGCCCCGGCCGCAUCGCGUCCAAGCUCGCCUUCCUGCCGCCCGAGCCCACGUACGGGCUCCUGGCGGACGAGACGGGGUCUCGCUGGAGCCUGCGUCUCACCGACCGCGCCGAGUGGCAGUACUCCCGCCGCGAGCUGGACGCCAUCGAGGUCUCCGUCACCAGGUGGUGGACCGCAGCGGACGCACGGACGGAUUCUUCCCAGCUGUGUGGACAAGUAGGGGCAGUCGGCUGGCGUGCAUGUUCGUGCGCUGCGCGCCGGACGCGCCGUUCACGCUGCUCUUCUCUCAUGGCAACGCCGUCGACCUGGGCCAGAUGAGCAGCUUCUACCUGGGGCUGGGCACGCGCCUCGGCUGCAACGUCUUCUCCUACGACUACUCGGGCUACGGGGGCAGCUCGGGGAAACCUUCCGAGAAGAACCUGUACGCCGACAUCGAGGCGGCCUGGCACGUGCUGCGCAACAGGUACGCGGUGCUACCCGAGAACAUCAUCCUGUACGGGCAGAGCAUCGGCACGGUGCCCACGGUGGACCUGGCGUCGCGCUACGAGUGCGCCGCCAUCGUGCUGCACUCGCCGCUCAUGUCGGGCAUGCGCGUCGCCUUCCCCAACACGCGCCGCACCUACUGCUUCGACGCCUUCCCCAGCAUCGACAAAAUCUCUCAGGUGUCGUCGCCAGUGCUUGUGAUCCACGGCACGGAGGACGAGGUGAUCGACUUCUCGCACGGACUGGCCAUGUACGAGCGCUGCCAGCGCGCCGUCGAGCCCCUCUGGGUGGAGGGCGCCGGCCACAACGACGUGGAGCUCUACGGCCAGUACCUGGAGCGCCUCAAGCGCUUUGUGACGCAGGAACUGCCGCAGAGGAGCGUGCCCUGACCCCCGAAGGUCGCGGCCGCCGCCGCUGCCGCCACCACCAUCACCGCUGCCAACAAAACCACAAAACCUUUGAAGGCUCUAGAGGAAGAGGGACUGGCAACGUUGGACUGGUUGGUGUGUUACGAGUGGCACGCGCGGGGAGGGGUUAUGCGCUUACUUAGCGAAAGCGCAGAACUUACAACUGUUCCAGUAAUCAUGUAAACAAAGGGCACUGACGAAAAGAUAGUGGUUCACAUUGCCACUUGUUUAUAAGAGCAUGACUGUUAUUUUUGUGGGGUUUUUAUUUUUCUGUUCUUUUCUCCUGUGGCCAGAUCUCUCUCUCUCUCUCUCUUUUCCUUUGUGUGUUCUCCCUUCCUACCUCUCUCUCCUGUUUUUCGUUGUUGUCAUUCCUGUGAAGCCGGCUGUGAAAUGUUUAUAGUCUAAACGGAGCGCAGUCGUCGCGUGGUCCUGUGUGUUCGAGCAGACACAAAACUAUGCAGUAAAACUUGCUCUCGUUUCGGAGAGAGCGCGAGCUUAAGCAACUCAUCUCGCCUUGGGAAGUCUGGUCGCGCGGGAGAGAGGAGAGGAAGAGAGAGGGAGCGGAAAGAGGAGAGAGCCAAGAGGGAGAGAGGAGAGAGAGAGAAGGGGGGAUCUCAAUAUUUUGCGAGUUUGUACAAAAGUGUAGCGCAAGGCCUUAUCAAACGAGCUGUGAAACGCUGUGAUGCCUGAUUUUAGUGUUUUGCGGUUCGCCGACGGAGAAAGAGGGGGUGGUGGGGGUGUGCGAUUUCUCGUUAUCGCUUGAAUGUGUGUACAGGUUUAAAAACACAACGUCCGUGCUCCGCUGUCGAAAAACAAAAACACACAAGUUGCACAAGAAACACGAGCGAGAGAGACGCAAAAGCGAGUCGUUGAGGAAAAUCUCAGGUGCUGGAGCGUGCCGCACCCUUUUAAACCCCCCCCCCCCAUCUCUGUUCUGGUAGGGAAAUUAACAACAAGCGGUGUACAGGUGUGUGGCUGUCGACUGCAGAAACGGAAAACAUUCAAAUAGCCUGCUGCAUUGAGACUUACGUUUUUUCUUGCAAAUGCGUAAAUCAAGGAGGUGUCCGCCUUACGGCAUUUCAUCUGCAUGUAGAAGCGACAGCUAUGUAGGAAAUAAUUCACUUCUAAUUGUUACAUUAUUUUAAGGAACGGUUUUUUUCUUUUGUGCCGUGGUUUAUGAAUCGCUAACAAGAUGUUGAUGAUCGUUGAAAGUAUUUAUCUGCCUGUGCUUUGACGAUGCAAAAAAAAUAUGCAACUGCUACGGGAAAACAACAUCGGGGGGUGGGGGGGGUGGAAGGAUGCUCGAUUUCUCUCUCGAGUGUGUGAAGCCGUGCAGUUUGAAAAUUAUUUUCGCUAUUUCUCUCUUUCCGGUAGCUGUUUGUUGUGCAUGUUUAGCGAUUUUCAAAGAAAGAAAAAAACGAAUCUCAUCUCUUGGUGAACAACACACGGUUGCAGGAAGUCGAUUGCAGGUACUCGUUAAAACUUCGUGAGAAAAACCAACGGACCUCUGCAAUGUAUGUUAAAAUAAGCGGACCACGUGAUUUUUUUAAGUUGCGUAUAUUUUGAAUGCCAAUUGCUACUGCGUUUAAGUGUGUUUUUUUUUACAUUGUGUACCGUCGUGAAACAUUGAGCCUUUAUCCCGUGGUGCUCAUUGUGAACUUAUUGGAAAUGUUUUUUUUCAUAGCCUAAAGCGCUCGAAAUAUGGUUGGUUGUGUGUGUGUUUUUUUUACUUUUAUUAAUAAUAAAGCAUUUUGUUGUUGUUAGGAGAUUUUAAUGAAUUUGACAGGUACUGGUGUGUAAAAGUCAUGUGUAUUAAUUGGUGAGCUGUUAAUCUUUGUGAUGCUGAUAUUUCUGUUCUCCCCUUUAUCCUUUUUAUUUGACGAUGCCCCCACUGUUUACAUACCUGCUGAGUGGCUUUAUCCCAAUAACGAAUAAACAACGUUUGGCAGCUGUUUAAAAAAAAAGUUAUAACAACGCUAAUAACCACAGCAACAAACAACGGGAUAUUAAUGGAUCUGUUCGGAGCUGCCUUAGAAGUUCCUGGUGGCACGGGCAGGGAGGGUGGGAAGGGGUGGUGGCUGGAGGCCCGUGGCUGGAGGCCCGUGGCAGAAUGCCACGUGGGGCCCUCUUUUGCAUGGGCCGUUGUGGGGCCCUCUUUUUGUGAGGCCUGGGGAAAACCCCCCCCCCCCCCCCCCCCGCCCGUCGCCGCCGCCACCCAAUCUCUUCUAAGCGUCCCUGGGUCUCUAAUAAUCGCCUAAUAGAGACUCUCAUGAGCUAUCGCCCGCCUUAGGGUUGUUUGUACUCGGGGGGGGGGGGGGAAAGGGCGGGCCGCAAUCUAACCGAACGGACCAAUUUUGGAGUGUGGCUCGUCCCCCCCAUUCCCCGUGAGUGUGAUUCGUGCCGUCCAUGCUGUGCUUGGUUAGAGGUGGUGGAACCAAAUGGCCGAACGCUUCUGAACGUGCGGGGCUCGACCUGGCGCCGUCAGGACGUGUGUGGGGACGUGAAAAACGCGACCUUAACUUAUUUUAAGAAAAUAAUAAUUCUUGAAAAAUGAUAUAUAUUACGAUGACAGAAUAACGGUACACCACGUUUCCAUUUUAUCCCGAAACUUUGGAAGAAAAUGAACGGAGACGAACCGUUGGCUGCGUAAAACGGGAGUUUCAGAAGUACGAGUGAAUAACACUAAUCUUGGACAGCGAUGCGAUGUUGACAGCGGCAUCUUUUUAUAUACGGACACGACGGUCGAAGGGGUACGUUUCAUGACUGAUGCGCGGCACGCCAGAACCAUGCCAAGCGAAUGCUGUAUGACCACGCCUCCACCUUUUUAUGCUUUUUUUCUCAAUUGUGAAUGUUUGACUAUUAUUAAAGGAGAACACUUUGGCAGAAGUAAAUGUGAUUGUUCAAGCGCGCCUUGUGUACAAACCGUGCAUUCGGCCAAAGAUUGCACAUUUUGCGCAUGCGUGCGUGCGUAGACUCUGUUGACCGUUAGGACGAUUUGUCGCUUACGAAAUGUUGCCUGUUGUUGGGUGCACAAUUUUUUUUCUUUAUGGAAUAAAAAAAAGGAACAAGAAA